UCUGCCAUUGUUAAAUAUACGAGCUAACAAUUAAUACUCAAUUACAGACAUAAGUGCAAAUAGGCAAUGAUCUAAUUAUAGGUUUUGAAAAUCAGGGUAGAUUUUUCAGAUGAAUUAUUUUGAAUUAUUUUAGUAAGCCGAAGGGAUAUAUGUGAGUUCCACAUUUUAGCCCCAAAGGGGCUGCGCUAACAAGCUUUAUUGGCAUGUUCAGAUCAAUGGGAAUUUAACAUGAUUAUGAUCUCCAUCGAUGAGGUCAUUUGGUUACUGACGGUUUUAUGAGUCAUAUGAGCUACGAGCUCACUUUCGUCAAAUGAGAGAAUUUUUUCGAAAUUUUUUAACUCUCUUGUAAGCGAAAAUGCAAGGUAUUAUAAAAAAUCACCGAUUGAUCGCAAAAAAAUAGUUUAGCGUUAAUGAAUUCUAUUGCUACUGCAUCAAUGAAAUAGUUGCUGGGAUUGGAUCAAAAAUUUACAAAUUGAAGAACGAUACAACCACAAACUUCCAAAUUCAUAAAACAAAAGACUGCAAGCUUCUUUAACUAGAAGCUCAAAGAAGGUUUUAGCUUAUAGCUGUCUACCAAAGGGAAAAAAUGAUCCGCAUGAGGUGACCUCAUAAUUGAAGACGACUUUUCUCCAGAUUCGAAGAGAACUACAAUUAAGUAUUGUUAAAUUGAUAAAAACAUAAAAAUUAAGUUCUUUUGACUUUUGGAAACCUUUUCCUCGUUAGGAUUAUAGUAUUGCAGUCCUAUUCAGCAACAGAUGAAAUCAAAUGAUAUGCGGAUAAAAUGAUCAACUCCCACACUAUUCUUCUGUUCUUCAAAUCGAAAUAUUUUGUAAUUCUGACAAAUUUUGAAAGUUUUCUGAUCGAAUUUAGCAUCUAAAUGCUCUCUGACAUUUUCUAAUUUUCCUUCUGCGAGAAUAUCUCGAAAAAUCUUUCUCCUACUUCCAAAUUGGAUGAUUUCACCAAUUAAUUUUCAUUACGAAUUCGAUAAACUUAAAAUACUUUUUUCCCGUAUUGCUUCUAAGACUGGCUGGUAAUACUGUACAUUCAUAAUGAACGACGACUGUACUUCUUCAAAAAAACAUUAGUUUAUGUUAUUUUGUUCCCGCUUUUUCUCGUUUCUUAGUUCAACUAUUUAGAGAUGUAAUUACUUUUAUCUCUUCGUCAUAAACAUGAAGUUCAAUAUUUCAAUAUUUCCCACCUCUACUGUUAUUGUAAGAGAUAUUAAACAUACUAUUUUUGCUGAUUAAUUGGUCUGAUAUAUAAUAUCCAAUUUUAAAACAAUAGCUAUCCAUAGAUUGUGAACGAGGAAGGGAAAUACUCAGAAACUGUAUUAAGAGUAAAGAGAACUUCGAAAACAUGUUGAAUUAGAGAAAAGUAAAGAAAUUGCAAAAAGACAAUUGUUUAUAUGCUGUAUUGCAUAAUUUGUUUUUUGACUGUUGAUAUCAUGAUCAAUUAAACAUUGAACGCAAUCGUAUUGUUUAAAUCAACUAUUUUCAUCUGAAUAAAUUUCUUUGUCUAAUAGUAUAUUCAAAGGCAGUGACAUAAUUAUGUUGAAACUAGUGAACUGUUGUAACUUAGAUCUUUUUUUCGAUAUAAUUAAGGGAAAAAGCUCUCUAUUGAGACAACCAAUAUUCAUUGUAAAGAGAAUUAUCAGUUAUCCAAUAUGUUAUAACUAUUAACGGAGAGAGUUUGACUUAUAUUAGUUUCUAUAUUUGAAGAAUUAAAUAUAAUAGUCAGCACAUUUUUAUAGAUAUAAAACGAAACUGAUAAAGAAAUUGAAUGACACUAUCUAUGAAAAUUAGUUUCAUAUUUGCAAGAAAACAGUGAUGAGAUCGAAUCAUCUCUCGCCAUCUUCCAGCAUUCAGAUUACGAAAAACAAAAAGUACUUCGAUAAAAAUACAUUCUAAAGACUUUUUCGAAAUCAUUUGUCCACUAGUACACUUACUGUACCGAAAGAACAAAUCACAGCUCGUUUGUUGAAUUCUUACUUCUGAAAGAGAAAAUAAUGUGAUGAUAAAAAGACAAAUUACAGUGCAUAUUAUGUGUUUGCGGAUGCAAAAUUAACAAGUUCAUUUUGUUCGCUUAAUAUUAGAUACGUUCUAAUUUGCAAACAUCAGUCUUAUAUAAUUUUCACAAAAGAAAAAAUAGCUAGAGUUCAUCACUUGAAACUCUGAUCGAAUGGCUUUUUAAUGCCUGCUUGGGUUAACUAGAUUUAAUUAUUUAAGUUUGAUUUUCUACAAAAAUAUAGAAUUUAAAUACGCUUGGGAGAGAGAGAGAGAACGAUAUGCUAUAUGUGUGAUUCUUUCUAUAGAAUAAUCUUCCAGUAUAGAAAAAUCUUAUGCAGAAGAAUUUACCAAAAAAAGAAUGAUCUAUUCAAAGAAUUUUGCUCGAAACUUUCGAAAUUAUUUCAUAUACUAGCUAUACUCAAGAGAGAAAGAGAGAGAUUUCCUUUUAUUCUUACUCUUUCUCUUCUAGUUAAUAUUCCUGCUAAUGCUACAUGGAAACAGAACGGAGUGACUAUUGCUGGAGGCCAUGGGGGAGGGGAUGCCACUAAUCAACUCUGGGGCCCUUAUGGUCUCUUCGUUGAUGAUGAUCAAACAGUGGUUAUUGCUGAUUUCGAGAAUCAUCGUAUCAUGCAAUGGAAGAACGGUGAUACAACGAAUGGACAAGUUGUUGCUGGUGGUAAAGGCGAAGGAAAUGGAUUACAUCAAUUGAAUGGUUCAACUGAUGUAUUAAUUGAUAAAGAGACGGAUAGUCUCAUUAUUUUGUGA
This is a messenger RNA of Rotaria socialis, 2771 nucleotides long. The record is from the annotation of a GenBank genome assembly. NCBI's taxonomy places the organism in Eukaryota, Metazoa, Rotifera, Eurotatoria, Philodinida, Philodinidae.